UGACAGAACAGAUUUCCUGUUUUUACAGUGGGAGGAGCCAUGUGUAUAAAUAUAAGAGGCACAGUAUGAACAUCACAGCACAGCCAGCAGCAAAACAAUCCAACCAGCAAGAUGGUUCCAGUGUUGAUGUUACUCAUGGUGGCUCUUGUAGCUGCAGAAUCUGAUACUGAUUCUGUUUCUGUGGUUCACUGUGAUGCCUCUACUUACUGUCCUGAUGGAACAACUUGUUGUCUGAAUCCUUAUGGGUCCUGGGGCUGCUGUCCAUACCCAAUGGGCCAGUGCUGCAGAGAUGGAUUACAUUGCUGUCCUCAUGGUUAUCUGUGUGAUUCGACAUCGACCUAUUGUCAGGGUGGGUGGCUGAGAAUGCCAUCUUCUCCCAGACUGGCCUUAAAAGCUAUCCAAAAAACUCAGUCUUUGUCCUUUGACCAGGCUCUCCAACAGAAGAGCCAGACUGAGCAGGUUCAUUGUGAUGGAGAUGUCUACUGCCCAACUGAGCAGUUCUGCUGCAAGACAUCAGCUGGCCAGUGGGGGUGCUGCAGCGGUUUGGUGUUGUAAAUAAAGGACCCCCAUGACCUGAAUGGACCUCUCAUCAAAAACUGCCAAAGUGCAAGAGGCUUUCAAAUGUCAGGAAAUUUAUAAUCCCACAUCCAAGAUGAAUUAAUACAAAAUAAAAAUGGGAAGAAUCAUAGUUUAAUUACAAUAAAUUGCAUAGUCAUUCAAUACAUGAUUUGUUUUUGAGAAAGUCUUACUAUUUUUAAUCAUCCAUCCAUCGUAUUAUUGUUUUAUGAAUGAAUCAAUCUUUAUAAAUGAAUCUUUUAAAAUAAACAACUUGUUCUCUUUCA
This is a messenger RNA of Cyprinus carpio (common carp), 842 nucleotides long. Its product is annotated as progranulin-like. The coding region runs from base 112 to 555 and encodes 147 amino acids. NCBI's taxonomy places the organism in Eukaryota, Metazoa, Chordata, Actinopteri, Cypriniformes, Cyprinidae. Gene Ontology annotation, cellular component: extracellular region. The transcript is spliced from 5 exons. The record is from RefSeq and is a predicted model, not a curated record.